UUGUCAGUUUAUUGUAAUUUUCUUCUUUUAUGGUGGUGUUUUUUUUUUUAACUUUUUUCUUUAUCCCAUGUCCCGAACAGUGACGGAAACAGAAUUUACACUAUAGGGGUUCAAAAACGAAAAAGUAAAAAAAUAUGGCCAAUGGAAAUUGAACCACCAACCUAACAAAGGUUGUGAAUCUCCUCGACCACUAAGCUAUGCAACAAACUGAAUUUUGCCUUAUGUGUACAGUAUAGUUUUCCGGCAAAGCCCCUGUCCCCGAAGAGACGGAUUAUCGAGCAAUUUAAAUAAAUUCCCCAACUCUAAGUUGUUCGAUUAAUGACUUUCCAUUACCUGCCCCAAGCUCACUCACGGGAUUUGACCAUUUGGUUCCAGUUUUUCAUGUGUUUUCAAGUGAACCUUUUUCUCUACCUCAAAGACCUAGGAGAGCAGGUCUAUCAGCAUCAUAACUUUUGCCAAAAUUCCAUACAGUUUUCACAAGGAAAGAAUACUACUACAGUAAAUGGAACAAGUUCAGAGCAAUUGACGCAAACACAGAAACCCCCUGUAGUUAUUCUUUAUUUUUUUUCAUGUUUGUGAGGUCAUCUUCUUCUAUAAUAAACAAAUAUUUGUUCACUUUUUUUAAUAUUAAUUUGUAACAAGAAAACAAGUUUGAAUAGUUUAUUGAGUAGACACAUAUGUUCAUGGAUCCCAAGGGUUCAAAGCAGCCGCAGGAGGAGAUAUCAAACUUCUUGAGCCACCCCCAUCCCAAAAAUAUCAAUACCAAUAUCAGCAGCAACAUGGGGGAGAACAAUCCUGCAGAAAUCAAAGAUUUCCAGAUUGAAAUUCCAGACAAAGACGAAAGCAAGAAGCAACAGUUGGCUCCUAAAAGAAGUUCUAAUAAAGAUAGGCACACAAAAGUUGAAGGCAGAGGAAGGAGAAUACGCAUGCCUGCUCUCUGUGCUGCUAGGAUUUUUCAACUCACACGUGAAUUGGGUCAUAAAUCUGAUGGAGAAACAAUCCAGUGGCUGUUGCAGCAAGCGGAGCCCUCCAUUAUUGCUGCAACUGGCUAUGGAACAAUUCCAGCCUCGGCUUUAGCCGUGACUGGACCCUCUGUUUCGCAACAGGGGAUCUCUGUUUCUGCUGGUUUGCAGCAAAAAAUGUGUGAAUUAAGUGGCAGUAUUAGUAGUAGUAGUUUUUGUAGGACCAAUUGGCCUAUGGUUAAUGGGAAUUUUGGGAGACCCCAUUUGGCCACAACAGGAAUAUGGCCCCCAUCAACAACCAAUUUGGCCCCUGAGAGUUCAAAUUAUUUACAAAAAAUUACUAGCCUCCCUGGGUUUGACUUACCAGCCACCAAUUUGAAUCCUAUGAGUUUUACUUCUAUGUUGGGUGCUGCUAAUCCCCAGCAAUUACCUGGGUUAAAGCUUGGAUUAUCACAAGAUGGUCAUAUUGGGAAUUUGAAUUCUCAAUCUUUGAGCCAGAUUUACCAGCAGAUGGACCAUUCAAGAAUGCACCAUUCACAGCAGCAGCAGCAACAACAAAAUCAGCAUCAAUCGCUUUCUCCCGAGGAUGAUUCUCAAGGAUCAGGAUAAUAGAGCUUUUCACAUAACAUAUUCCAAUUUGGGGGUACAUAUAUAAAGUGAUACUGGCGUUUUCUGAGCUAGAGGCUUUUUUGGUGAAUGGUUUUAUUAUUAGGAAAUGUCUUCUUAAAAAGUGCAGAAAAUUUUUGUAUCAUUCAUUUUGCCCUUUAGAUCCAAAUGUCAAGUGAAACGCUUGUAUCUUGUUUGUUGAAAUAAACAUAGAAAUUAUAUAUACACAAGCAAUUUUUUGUCUUCAAUAACUGAUUUAAUCUUUGAAGGGGAACCUUGACGUAACCGGUAAAGUUGCUGCCAUGUGACCUGGAGGUUACGGGUUCAAGUCGUGGAAACAGCCUCUUGUAGGA
Nicotiana attenuata is the source of this 1921-nucleotide messenger RNA. Its product is annotated as transcription factor TCP20. The transcript has a single exon. Gene Ontology annotation, molecular function: sequence-specific DNA binding; DNA-binding transcription factor activity. Lineage: Eukaryota; Viridiplantae; Streptophyta; Magnoliopsida; Solanales; Solanaceae. Bases 678 to 1571 code for a protein of 297 amino acids. Gene Ontology annotation, cellular component: nucleus. The record is from RefSeq and is a predicted model, not a curated record.